Molecule: messenger RNA, 1320 nt
Organism: Diaporthe amygdali
Lineage: Eukaryota; Fungi; Ascomycota; Sordariomycetes; Diaporthales; Diaporthaceae
Exons: 4
Coding region: 1-1320 (439 amino acids)
Molecular function (GO): protein binding
Source: RefSeq, a predicted model, not a curated record
AUGCGCUCUUCUCUAUCGUUCAAGCUCCUGCUCAUUCUCACCUGGUCCGACCGAGUCAUCAGUUCCCUUCGCGAUGCAUCGCAACAGGUCGUUAUUGCGCCGCCAGAAAAUGUCAACGAUGCCGCGGUUGCCUCCUCCGACUUUCAUCACGAGCACAUCGUCGAUGACACGAUGCUCGCGGCCCUUAAGGCCUACCCCGACCCCGUCGACGCCAUGAUCUCCCUCCAACCUGAGAUGGCAGCACAGCUCGCCGAAUCCAGACUGAUCCAUAGCACGUGGCUGGUGCCUGGAGGCUGCGAGCAGGUUCGGGUUGGUACUAUGUCGCCAGCCGAGGCAUCGGCGCUUCUUCUGCGACACCUGCGGAUGGAUUUCCAGCCGGUCGCCGAGGACAUGCGGCGCCGCUGCGAGGAAGUAGCGGACAAGCUUGGAUAUCUCGCGCUUGCCGUUGAGCUGGCAGGCGCCUAUAUCGGCAACGAUGCUACGCCUACGCAGGCUCUGUUGCAGUACAUCGAGGACUACGACAGGCACCGUGACGAGCUCUUGCGGAUGGAUAAUUUCCGCGGCCUACUGCCGACGCAGAAGACAGUGUGGACGGUUUGGCAGACGACGUUGGACAAGAUCAGGGCAGAACACGCGGAUCUGCAGCCCGGGCUGCUGCUGACAUUUCUUGCACAGUUCAGAGGCACGAUAGUGCAGGACGAGAUGCUCCGCCUGGCCAGUCUCGGCAUGGCAGCCGUGGACGCCGAAGUUGGCGACCGGCCAGACGACGGGAUACCCAGUGGGCUCCGGCAAUUUCUCCCCUGCGAUAGAGGCGAGUGGGUCAGCUUUCGGUACCGGCGGGCGCGUGAUAUCUUGCAUGGUGCAGUGGCGGGCGACGCAGGACGAUGCGGGUCGACGGUGGCGGUGGUGGUAUAUGAUGAUUAUAGUGGCCGCGUGCUGUCAGAUGAUAGAAGAGCACAAGCCGGGCUUCCGGCGACACCUGAUUAUGCACCUCCCGGGAAAUGGGGAGGAUUUUGGGAUGGAGCUAAGACAUUGAAAGAGCACGAGUGCUUGUUUGGAACAAUACUUGGCAGGGUAUAUUACGGUGAAGGACUUUGGAAGGAGGCCGAGUCGCUGUUUGUACAGGUAAUGGAGACGUUGAAGAGGGUGCUGGGAGAGGAGCAUCCCGACACGCUGACCAGCAUGAGCAACCUGGCGUCAACAUAUGGGAACCAGGGCCGGUGGUCAGAGGCCGAGUCGCUAGUUGUACAGUCAACAUUACUCGCCAUGAAUGCAUGGCAGAUAGACACCGACAGUGAAAACCAGGAGGUGGAGAAUUAA